This is a messenger RNA of Elaeis guineensis (African oil palm), 2548 nucleotides long. Its product is annotated as protein decapping 5. Gene Ontology annotation, biological process: P-body assembly; cytoplasmic stress granule assembly. Gene Ontology annotation, molecular function: mRNA binding. Gene Ontology annotation, cellular component: P-body. The record is from RefSeq and is a predicted model, not a curated record. Lineage: Eukaryota; Viridiplantae; Streptophyta; Magnoliopsida; Arecales; Arecaceae.
CAAGUUGCUUGCCGGGACAACCGAUUUGUACAGCGAAACCCUCUCACACGUGAUCUGCACGUGAGUAUCUGGCUCGGACCUUUUAGACGUAUUUGCUUCCCCUGCGACAAGAAAGAGGGAGAGGGAGAAGAGGGAGCGUUCGAAAGUGGAGAGACAAGGAAGAUACAAAGAUAAAGAAAAGAAGGAAAGCUGAAAAGAAGAAAAGAAAGAGCGGGAACAAACCCUGGUUAGGGCUCGACGCCGACGAAAGGUAUUAACAAUCGAAGCAUCCCAGCGAGACGUGCCCGGCAAUGGCGGCCGCCGAGGGAUCGAGCACCGGCUCGUCUCAGUCCUCAUCCUCGUCCUCGCGGGCGGCGGAUUCGUACAUCGGGAGCCUCAUCAGCCUCACCUCCAAAGCCGAGAUCCGCUACGAGGGCGUCCUCGUCUCCAUCAACCCCCAGGAGUCCACCAUCGCCCUCCAGAACGUGAGGUCAUAUGGAACUGAAGGACGAAAGAAAGAUGGUCCUCAGAUUCCACCUAGUGACAGAGUCUAUGAAUAUAUUCUGUUCCGAGGAAGUGACAUCAAGGAUUUGUUAGUGAAGUCAUCUCCAGUUCUUACAAAACCUCAGGCAUACAAUGAUCCAGCUAUUAUUCAGUCAUGUAACGCUUAUGCACCUAGUACAUCAGCUUCAGUUGGAGGUGGGGCUCUUCCUGGUCAAGGCUCCCAUGCUGCACAGUCAUCUUUAGCCAGGUCAUCAUAUUCAGAUGCAUUUUCUCUGUAUCAAUCUGGGGCUACCCUCAGUUCUGGGGCUUCCUCGCCUGCUUUUUCAAAUGUAAACAGGACCUCUUUUAGUACACCUAUGUAUUGGCAAGGCUAUGCUGGUGUGCUAGAUGGUCAGUCUCCUAAACAGCAAUUGUUUCAUUCACAACCCCCUUCAGGAAUGGUGCAGGAUCAGUUGCACUUACCUGAAAGUCAGGCACCAACAAGCAUGCCAAAUUUCACAGAACCUACCCAUUUAACCUUCACGUCUGCUGCCACCUCUUCUCAUUUUGCAAUUUCUACCCCUUCUGAUGUGUUCCUAUCAGUAUCCAGCGAUCCUUCUCAGCUGUCUCAUCCAUUGUCACCUCUGUCUUAUUCACGGACGAAGUCCUCAUUUUCUUCAUCUAAUCAAGAGUUAAAUGCAUCCAUGCGUUCGGUUUCUACCAAAGCUGGAUCUUCCGCAAUACCAGUUCUUCCCAUGCCAAGUUUGUCUUAUUCGUCAUCUUCAAUUUUGGGGUCCACUACUUCUCCUUUAACUACAUUGCCUCCUUUGCUGACCCCUGAUCAGUUUACACAAUCUAGACCAACAGCAUCCUCGUCUAACCAGAGACUGACCCCUGAGCGAGAAGACAUGGCAGCUGUAUUGCCACCAUCAAAUCCACCAUCAUCUGUUAAGCCACUGCCUCAGGAACCAUUGUUGCCAUUGCAGUUAUCUUCCCAACAGGGUCAGGGUCGGAUGGCUCAGUUCACCGAAGAAUUUGAUUUUACAUCCAUGAAUGAGAAGUUCAACAAAGACGAAGUUUGGGGGUCACUUGGGAAGGCAAAACUAAGAAGCACAAUAGGAAAUGGAAUGGAAGAAAAUCCCAUUCACGAUAAUGUGGAGGUUGAAGAGGGUUAUGGACAAGAUCCCAAGCUUGGCCGCAAUCCUGUAUAUAAUAAAGACAACUUCUUCGACAAUCUUUCUUGCAACUCACUUAACCGAGGAUCAUGGAGUGGCCGCAUGAAGUUCUCCGAGCGAAUGAAAUUAGACACUGAGACUUUUGGUGAGUUCCAACAGGGCGCUCAUUUGGGUCGUGGCAAUCAUGGUCCUGCUCAUCCUGGUAACUUCAGGGGAUCGUACAACCGAGGAAGAGGCUAUGGAUAUUAUUAUGGUGGGAGGGGGCAUGGAGGAUAUAGACCUGUCUAGAAGCUUUUAUAUGUUCAAUUGCCCUAGGAUUUGUGCUUUUGCGAGUGUACUCUUAUCAGUCCUAUUCGACCCUUUAAUCUGCAGCGGCUCUCAAAACCACUUUCCUACUGCAUCAAGUCAUGGCCUCAUAGGCUUCCCUUUUUGUACUAGGAGGCAUACCAUGACUCUCCUUGCGUGGUUUUCAAGUAACAUUGAAAUAAAGAACUGUUAAUGGACUUACCAGAUGUGCAUCUUUCAAUUGGACAGAUAUGCUAAAAGAAGGUAAGGAGGCACCUACAGAUUAUCGAGUGAUAGGGGGAGUUCUGCUUGAGAAGAUCUGGGCUUGUGUAACGCAGGCUACAGGGAUGGUGUUUGCGAGGACCUUCCUACAGAAGUGUCCAAAAAUAUUUUGGGAAGAACAAAGACAAGUGAAUGCGGGAAGGAUUUUUAGCUAAUCCAUUUCAGAAGAUUCUUAACAAAAAAUUAUAACCGUUGUCAAAAGUUGGUCAAUAUAUCAGACCAUGCUGAUGGAAUGAAGCUUCUGGCUUGUCCUAAUAAUUAUUGGUGGUGAAAAUGUCAUCCGAAUUUUAGGAUGAUUUGUACUUCAAAACAAAAAGCAGCUUCUGUGACAACGCCAAUUCCUU